AUGAUAUGGGGUAAAAUUGGUUAUCAACGUGGUAAAAUUGAAUAUACACUGUCACCCUAUCAACAAAAUCCUUAUGCUGGAGUAGGUGGUGACGUUUCAUAUCGAUAUUAUACGCGUUUAUUCAAAACAAUAGCCAUAUAUUGGCUUCCCAACAUAGCAUGGGGAGUAGCUCUUUACAAUUGGGCAAAUUGGGAAUAUGAACGCUCAAUACGAAAGAAACCGGGAGAAUUUGACAAUGAAAAACCACCAGAAGAACAAGAAGAUGGGGAAGAAGCAACGUCAGCGGCAAAUGAAGAUGAAGAAAACAGUGAAGAUGGUGAUGACAAAGAUACUGAUAAUAAAUGA
Didymodactylos carnosus is the source of this 345-nucleotide messenger RNA. Lineage: Eukaryota; Metazoa; Rotifera; Eurotatoria; Philodinida; Philodinidae. The record is from the annotation of a GenBank genome assembly.